This is a messenger RNA of Ictidomys tridecemlineatus (thirteen-lined ground squirrel), 7687 nucleotides long. The record is from RefSeq and is a predicted model, not a curated record. Lineage: Eukaryota; Metazoa; Chordata; Mammalia; Rodentia; Sciuridae.
AUUUUUUUUAGGUGUGGAAUAUCAAACAAAUGAUUAAGUUGACACAGGAACAUAUAGAGGCCCUACUGGACAAAUUCGGUGGGGAGCAUAAUCCACCAUCAAUAUACCUGGAGGCCUAUGAAGAAUACAUCAGCAAGCUAGCUGCCCUCCAACAAAGAGAACAACAGUUAUUGGAAUCCCUGGGGAAUGGAACUGAUUUUUCUGUUUCUAGCUCUGCAUCAAUGGACACCGUUACAUCUUCUUCCUCUUCUAGCCUUUCAGUGCUACCUUCAUCUCUUUCAGUUUUUCAAAACCCCACAGAUGUGUCACGGAGCAACCCCAAGUCACCACAAAAACCUAUCGUUAGAGUCUUCCUGCCCAAUAAACAGAGGACAGUGGUACCUGCAAGGUGUGGAGUUACAGUACGAGACAGUCUAAAGAAAGCACUGAUGAUGCGAGGUCUUAUCCCAGAGUGCUGUGCUGUUUACAGAAUUCAGGAUGGAGAGAAGAAACCAAUUGGCUGGGACACUGAUAUUUCCUGGCUUACAGGGGAAGAAUUGCAUGUAGAAGUGUUGGAAAAUGUUCCACUUACAACACACAACUUUGUACGAAAAACUUUUUUCACUUUAGCAUUUUGUGACUUUUGUCGAAAGCUGCUUUUCCAAGGUUUCCGCUGUCAAACAUGUGGUUAUAAAUUUCACCAGCGUUGUAGUACAGAGGUUCCACUGAUGUGUGUUAAUUAUGACCAACUUGAUUUGCUGUUUGUCUCCAAGUUCUUUGAACACCACCCAAUACCACAGGAGGAGGCCUCCUUAGCAGAGACUGCCCUUACAUCUGGAUCGUCCCCUUCUGCACCCCCCUCAGACUCUAUUGGGCCCCAAAUUCUCACCAGUCCGUCUCCUUCAAAAUCCAUUCCAAUUCCACAGCCCUUCCGACCAGCAGAUGAAGAUCAUCGAAAUCAAUUUGGGCAACGAGACCGAUCCUCAUCUGCUCCCAAUGUGCAUAUAAACACAAUAGAACCUGUCAAUAUUGAUGAAAAAUUCCCAGAAGUGGAAUUACAGGAUCAAAGGGACUUGAUUAGAGACCAAGGAUUUCGUGGUGAUGGAGCCCCCUUGAACCAGCUGAUGCGCUGUCUUCGGAAAUACCAAUCCCGGACUCCCAGUCCCCUCCUACAUUCUGUCCCCAGUGAAAUAGUGUUUGAUUUUGAGCCUGGCCCAGUGUUCAGAGGAUCAACCACAGGUUUGUCUGCAACCCCACCUGCCUCAUUACCAGGCUCACUCACUAAUGUGAAAGCCUUACAGAAAUCUCCAGGACCUCAGCGGGAAAGGAAGUCAUCUUCCUCCUCAGAAGACAGGAAUAGGAUGAAAACACUUGGUAGACGGGAUUCAAGUGAUGAUUGGGAGAUUCCUGAUGGACAGAUCACAGUGGGACAAAGAAUUGGAUCUGGAUCAUUUGGAACAGUCUACAAGGGAAAGUGGCAUGGUGAUGUGGCAGUGAAAAUGUUGAAUGUGACAGCACCCACACCUCAACAGUUACAGGCCUUCAAAAAUGAAGUAGGAGUACUCAGGAAAACACGACAUGUGAAUAUCCUACUCUUCAUGGGCUAUUCCACAAAGCCACAACUAGCUAUUGUUACCCAGUGGUGUGAGGGCUCCAGCUUAUAUCACCAUCUCCACAUCAUUGAGACCAAAUUUGAAAUGAUCAAACUUAUAGAUAUUGCACGGCAAACUGCACAGGGCAUGGAUUACUUACACGCCAAGUCAAUCAUCCACAGAGACCUCAAGAGUAAUAAUAUAUUUCUUCAUGAAGACCUCACGGUAAAAAUAGGUGAUUUUGGUCUAGCCACAGUGAAAUCUCGAUGGAGUGGGUCCCAUCAGUUUGAACAGUUGUCUGGAUCCAUUUUGUGGAUGGCACCAGAAGUAAUCAGAAUGCAAGAUAAAAAUCCGUACAGCUUUCAGUCAGAUGUAUAUGCAUUUGGGAUUGUUCUGUAUGAAUUGAUGACUGGACAGUUACCUUAUUCAAACAUCAACAACAGGGACCAGAUAAUUUUCAUGGUGGGACGAGGAUACCUAUCCCCAGAUCUCAGUAAGGUACGGAGUAACUGUCCAAAAGCCAUGAAGAGAUUAAUGGCAGAGUGCCUCAAAAAGAAAAGAGAUGAAAGACCACUCUUUCCCCAAAUUCUCGCCUCUAUUGAGCUGCUGGCCCGCUCAUUGCCAAAAAUUCACCGCAGUGCAUCAGAACCCUCCUUGAAUCGGGCUGGUUUCCAAACAGAGGACUUUAGUCUCUAUGCUUGUGCUUCUCCAAAAACACCCAUCCAGGCAGGGGGAUAUGGAGAAUUUGCAGCCUUCAAGUAGUCACACCAUCAUGGCAGCAUCUACUCUUUAUUUAAGUCUUGUGUUCGUACAGUUUGUUAACAUCAAAACACAAUUCUGUUCCUCAAACCUUUUUUUAAAGAUAUAAAAUUUUCAAUGCAUAAGCUGGUAUGGAACAGAAUGGAGUUUCCUUUCCAACAAAAGAGGGAAGAAUGUUUUAGGAACCAGAAUUCUCUGCUGCCAGUGUUUCUUCUUCACCACAAAUACCACGUGCAUACGUCUGCCCACUCCCAGGAAGAAAGAGGAGAGACCCUGAAUUCUGACCUUUUGAUGGUCAGGCAUGAUGGAAAGAAACUGCUGCUACAGCUUGGGAGAUUUGCUAUGGAAGGUCUGCCAGUCAACUUUGCCCUUCUAACCACCAGAUCAGUUUGUGGCUGAUCAUCUGAUGGGGCAGUUUCAAUCACCAAGCAUCGUUCUCUUUCCUGUUCUGGGAUUUUGUUGUGGAGCUCUUUCCCCUGGCUACCAUCAGUUAAUUUCUGAGGAAUGGAACAAAAAUGCAGCAUCCCCUUCCUGUGUGGUAUAUGUUCAGUCCUUGACAAAUUCUAUCACAGUGAAGCUCUGUUUAUUUGAUUGGAGGUUGAGCAGUAAGGAGGAGUCUGGGAGCAGAGGAAAAGGGAAUGCUGCAUCUUCUUCCGGACCUCCCAGGUUCUAGCCUCUGGUUGCCUUGCUCCCUGGGGCUCUGCCUAACCAUGCAGGCUGGACAGUGCUGGCACAUACCGCCGCCUUUUCUCAUUGGGUCCAGCAAUGAAGAUGAGAGUUGGGGACUUGUUUCCUCCACAAUGUAGCAAAUUCUCAGGAAAAUACAGUCUAUCUUCCUCUAAGCUCUUCCAGUCACUAAGUACUUAUGUGGCUACUUUGUCCAGGGCCAAAAUGCCAUGGACAGUAUCUGAUUAAAAGCCUACAAAACUGCUUAAUAACAGUUUUGAAUGUGAGAAAUUUAUGUAAUUAAAUGUAAGGUACAGGUUUUAAUUUCUGAGUUUCUUCUAUUAUAUUUUUAUUAAAAAGAAAAUAAUUUUCAGCUGUAAUUGAAUUGGAGUGAAAUUAUAGUUCCCACCAGAAUUAUAUAGCCUGAAAACUGUAUUUUUGUUACAUAAACAACUUUUAAAGAAAGAUCAUUAUCCUUUUCUCUACCUAAAUAUGGGGAGUCUUAGCAUAAUGACAAAUAUUUAUAAUUUUUAAAUUAAUGGUACUUGCUGGAUCCACACUAACAUCUUUGCUAAUAAUCUCAUUGUUUCUUCCAAUUGAUUCCAACACUACAUCCUACAUCCACUUUCUAGUCUUUUACCUAGAAUAUGCAACCUGAAAUAAAAAUGGUGGUAUCUGUAUUCAUUCUCCUCCUUCCUUUUUUCCCAAGCCUGGUCUUCAAAAGGUUGGAUAAUUUUGCAGCUGAGUUCCCCAAACAGAGAAUAGGAAAAUCUUAGGGAUGUCAAGACUGAGGUAGGGUGUGUGAAGCCUACCAUCAGUUGUUUUUAUAGAAAGAGCUGCUGUGGUAUUGAGAACCUAAAUCUGUCUUAUCUUUUCACAAAUGGAAAAUAUAACCUAGUCAUAGCUUCCCUUGACCUUUAUUAAAGGGCAGAUUAUAAAUCACCAAAGUAGCAAAGAAAGUGACCAGAUGUAUUAAUAGCAAAUAAUCUCCUUAGAAUCACUUAUCAGGAUUGAGGAAUCCAAAUUAAAUGAGAUGUACUUAGCCCAGAUGAGUCAUAGCCAAGGACCUGAAGGAAAUUCCACAGGACUUAUAUCAGGGAACCAACCAGAAGUUAGUUAAAUUUUUCAGAUUAUAAUUCCUCUCCCACUAUACUAUAUUUCAUUAGAUAAAUUUUGCUAAAAUAUAUUAAUCAGAAGAAGGCCUAUUGAAAAUUUCAUGGAUUUAACAAAGGUUGUUCCAGUAAAAUGGAAUAUAUCCUAAGUUAUUAACAGUUUUAACAAUGAUGUGUUUUUACUGGUUGUUUUUAUUUAUUUAUUAUUUUUUUUUAUUGGUUUUGGGUUUUUUUGUUUGUUUUGUUUUGUUUUGUUUUGCAGUGCUGGGGAUGGAACCCAAGCAAAUGCUCUACCACUGAGCCACAUCCCCAGUCAGUGAAAUGAGCAGAGAAAAUUUAGAAAUCAAAAGGUGUCUUCUGUGCAUAUGAUGCUGCCUCUUUCUGAAAAGCAUUGUUUAUUUGUCCUUUUUAAAUAUAUCUCUAUAGAUGGUUGUAAAUAUGGCUAUGUUCCCUUUACAAAGAUUGGCUCAGAGCUUAGAUCCUCUCUGGAGAGAGCAGGGCUUGAAUCAUAGAUGUGUAUGUGGGUCCUGCUGAGGAGCAGAGCCUGCUCUGUGUGCUGGGCCUGCAAGCGGGGCCACCUCAGCAUCUGGGACAACUCCAGCACACUUAGGGAGGAAGCUUAGCAUUCCAGUUUUCUGAAUGAAAUACAGGGUAAUACUUUUUAUCCUCCUUUCAUUUUAAAGUAGAUUGCUGUUUCAUCUGAAAAGCUGAUAAAUGAAGCUGUGCCCAGAAACCAGGCUCAGGGUUUUGAGAGAUUUUUUUAUAGAGAACUUUAGAAAUAAAUAAAAUGUUUAAACCUUCCUUUUCUUUAUUCCCAUCAAAUCAUAGUUUUUCACUUUAGUUUACAAAUGGCGAAAAAAGGAGUUUCUUUUGGGGUUUUUUGUUUAAUUUUUUAUGUUUAUACUGCAGAAAGACUUGUUGAGCGCCUAAGAAAAUAGAAGGAAGAAACCCUUGUUUGUGCAAAGCACUUUAUGAGUAAUUUGUGGAGACAGUGUGUGGCUGCUUCACCCAUCAUCUUAUAAGGCUGUAGCUGUCAAGUCUUGUCCAUAAAGUGGUUGCAGUGCCUUCUGCGGGUGUUUCAUUUUUGGUAGGAAGAAUGAAGCCUUCUAAAAAAUUUGAAAGCAACUAUAAAAGAUUGUUUUUAAAUAAUAUAAUAUUUCUUAUGGGUUUUUUUCCUUUAUUAUUAAACUAGGGUCUAGGACCCUGAAAAUUGCCACUGAAAUACUAUUGACCCUCCAAAAAAAAAAAAAAAAAAACGUUUUAUAGAAGGGGUUUGUGAAUAAAAAAAAAUCCAAUGUGAUCAUUUGUACUUUCAUGCACUUUAAAAGACUUUGUCAAGCUAUCAAAUUCUGGUUCCUGAACAUCCCAUCCCUGAUUGUAUUUGAGGUUUAGUAGGUCAUACUGAGGCAUCCUAGAAGCUGAAAUUUCAUAUAAGUUAUGUUUAUGUUGGUAUUAGAGAGGAAGAACUAAAAAGAAAUAAUUCCAGCCUUCAGCACUGUCAGCCCAAGACUUUGUAAACACCCUCAUUCUUGUGUGGUGUGUCACAGCUCUUUAUCACAGUGCGCUAUCUUGUAUCCAUCAGGCACCGCUGGAGCUGCUGCACACCCCUCCUCAGACUCACCUGUCCCCACCUGCAUACCCACCUCGCCAGGCUUUUGCAAAUCUCUUCUAGCUGUAGUUUGAAACACAUUGCAGGGUUCAGGUGACCUCUUCAAAAAAACUACCUCCUCAGGAUGAGGUAAUGAAUAGUUAUUUAUCUUAAAAUAUGAAAAGUCAGGAGCUUUAGAACAUGAAGAUGAUUUAAGAUUUUAACUUUUGUGUGUACUUCUAUUUGAGCACUCUCAUUUUGUCCUAAAGGGCAUUACUACAUUUAAGCAGUGAUACUGUAAAAAAAAAAAAAAAAAAAAAAAAAUUGUAGUUCGAGUAUCUGAAUGUUGUUGGAAGUGGUGCCAGAAUCUGUUUAGGGGUACGUUUCAGAAUCUUAAUCUGAAGUCAGUUGCAUGGAGUUAAAUAGUUAGGGUAUCGCUUCACUACCAGUGAUAUGAUCUUAGUUUUCAGUAGGCUCAGCAAGGUAGCACAUCUUCAUAAUGAGUUAGCCACAGCUUUGUCAUUUACACAGAUACUCAUGAGAGACUGCCCAGCCAAGAGGGUAGAGUGACUGCCCUUUAUGCAAGAUUCUCCUUUUUGUCCCAGUUGGAGUUUUUAAUGCUAGAAUAUCAGAUGUCAACUGUUAGGCCAUAAACCACAGCCAGGACGGAAGGUUUACUGUGAGUAGGAAUAGCAAGUAGCUUACAGGUCAUACAGGGAAAUGAUGUAGGUGAGGCUCUAGAAAAAUACCUUGACAAUUUGCCAAAUGAUCUUACUGUGCCUUCAUGAUGCAAUAAAAAAAAAAGCUAAAAUUUUAGCAGAAAUCAGUGAUUUGUGAAGAGAGCAGCCACUCUGGUUUAACUCAGCUGUGUUAAUAUUUUUUAGAGUGCAAUUUAGACUGCAAAGAUAAAUGCACUAAAGAGUUUAUAGCCAAAAUCACAUUUAAAAAAUGAGAAAACACAAGUAAAUUUUCAGUGAACAAAAUUAUUUUUUUAAAGCACAUAAUCCCUAGUAUAGUCAGAUAUAUUUAUCACAUAGAGCAACUAGGUUGAAAAUACAAUUCAGUGACAUUUCUAGAGAAACUUUUUUCUACUCCCAUCAGUUCUUCAAAGCAUGGAACUUUUAUACAACAGAAAUGUUUGACAGACAUUUUAAGAAACUGCUGUAGUUUAGUGUUGAAGUACUGUAAUGCUGGGCAGCAAUCAUGUAUUAACCUAAUGAGAAAGGAGAAAUUAAAAUAGAGUAAAGAAUUUGAUUUGAUUAGUUUCCAGAGUACUGCUGCCAACUUAGACACUGAAUUUUCAGAGUUUGAAAUGUAACUCACCUCCCAGACUUGUCUGCAAAAUGAAGCUGGACUGUGCUACUAAUCCUGCUGUAGUGCAUGGUGGGGGGCCAAGGAGGGCGAUCUCUGGAGACCUCCUUUGUGAAGGGCCAUUGGACAUUGGAAUUGUGAAUGACCUAGCAGGUAGGUGUAAAACUGGACAUACUUCAUGGUGUGGUUCUUGUAUCUUGUUUCAUUCCUCACCACCCCCAAGAAAGCCAAUGUAUUGUCCCCAGCACAUCCUUUAGCUGUUUGGCUGAAAUACUGAAAUGAAUUACUAAUGCCCAAGGAGGGCAGUAGCACCUCUGCCUGCAGAGGCAAUGAUUUGUAACUGACCAGAGGAGAGUAAAGUGACCAGUGCAUUUGUGGUACAUGUUUCUAGCUCUGGUAAAGGUAAAUACUGGUAAGAUGUUUGUUAUAUCAGUACACUUGACCAUAAGCUUUUUUUUAAAGUAACUUUAGAUAUUUAAAUUAAAAUUCAGUCCUAAUUGUUGUUCAUUGUGAGAAGGAUAUUUAACAGUUCCUAUUGGGUAUUUUUGAAGUAGAAAAGGACAGCAUCUGAAGUCCUAAAAUCUUAAGGUAACAGGUAAAAAAAAAAAAAAUACAUGAGGACACUCAGUCACCACCUCAACAAAGUGAUCAAAGUAGAUCCUUUAUUUCAGCACCCACAA